AUGGCGCCGGAGCGACUACGGAGCCGAGCGCUCUCGGCUUUCAAGCUGCGCGGCUUGCUGCUCCGAGGUGAAGCUAUUAAGUACCUCACAGAAGCUCUUCAGUCUGUCAAUGAGUUAGAGCUUGAAGAUACGCUAGAAAAGAUCAUCGAUGCAGUUGAAAAGCAGCCCUUGUCCUCGAACAUGAUAGAACGGUCUGUAGUAGAAGCAGCGGUCCAGGAGUGCAGCCAGUCAGUGGAUGAAACGAUAGAGCAUAUCUUCAAUAUCAUUGGAGCUUUUGAUGUUCCACGUUUUGUAUACAAUUCAGAAAGAAAAAAAUUUUUUCCUUUAUUAAUGACCAACCACCCUGCACCAAAUUUAUUUGGAACAGCAAGAGAUAAAGCAGAGCUUUAUCGUGAACGAUACACUAUUUUGCACCAGAGGACGCACAGACAUGAAUUAUUUACUCCUCCUGUGGUAGGUUCUCACCCUGAUGAAAGUGGAAGCAAAUUCCAGCUUAAAACAAUAGAAACUUUAUUGGGUAGUACAACCAAAAUUGGAGAUGUGAUUGUUCUUGGAAUGAUAACUCAGUUAAAAGAGGGGAAAUUUUUUCUGGAAGAUCCUACUGGAACAGUACAACUGGAUCUUAGUAAAGCUCAGUUCCAUAGUGGUUUAUACACAGAGGCUUGCUUUGUCUUAGCAGAAGGUUGGUUUGAAGAUCAAGUGUUUCAUGUCAAUGCGUUUGGAUUUCCUCCCACUGAGCCCUCUUCUACUACUAGGGCAUACUAUGGAAAUAUUAAUUUUUUUGGAGGUCCUUCCAAUACAUCCGUGAAGACUUCUACAAAACUAAAACAGUUAGAAGAUGAGAAUAAAGAUGCCAUGUUUGUGUUUAUAUCUGAUGUUUGGUUGGACCAAGUCGAAGUAUUGGAAAAACUUCACACCAUGUUUUCUGGUUAUUCACCAGCACCUCCAACCUGCUUUAUUCUGUGUGGUAAUUUUUCAUCUGCACCAUAUGGAAAAAAUCAAGUUCAAGCUUUAAAAGAUUCUCUAAAAACUUUGGCAGAUAUAAUAUGUGAAUACCCAAAUAUUCAUCAAAGUAGUCGUUUUGUGUUUGUUCCUGGUCCAGAGGAUCCUGGAUUUGGCUCCAUCUUACCAAGGCCACCACUUGCUGAAAGCAUCACUAAUGAAUUCAGACAAAGGGUACCAUUUUCAGUUUUUACUACUAAUCCUUGCAGAAUUCAGUAUUGUACACAAGAAAUUAUUAUCUUUCGUGAAGACUUAGUGAAUAAAAUGUGCAGGAACUGUGUCCGUUUUCCCAGCAGCAACUUGGAUAUUCCUAGUCAUUUUGUGAAGACUGUCUUAUCCCAAGGACACUUGACUCCUCUACCUCUUUAUGUCUGUCCAGUGUACUGGGCCUAUGACUAUGCUUUGAGAGUGUAUCCUGUGCCUGAUCUGCUUGUCAUUGCAGACAAAUACGAUCCUUUCACCAUGACCAAUACCGACUGCCUCUGCAUAAACCCUGGCUCUUUUCCAAGAAGUGGAUUUUCAUUCAAAGUUUUUUACCCUUCCAAUAAGACAGUAGAAGAUAGCAAACUUCAAGGCUUUUGAGAUUCAUCUGAAUAAAAUCAACUUUCUCCUUAAUUUUAUCUUAUGUAAUUUUGAUACUAAGAUAUAAUAAAA
This is a messenger RNA of Castor canadensis (American beaver), 1656 nucleotides long. RefSeq names its product DNA polymerase epsilon 2, accessory subunit (gene Pole2). Gene Ontology annotation, cellular component: epsilon DNA polymerase complex. Lineage: Eukaryota; Metazoa; Chordata; Mammalia; Rodentia; Castoridae. The record is from RefSeq and is a predicted model, not a curated record. Gene Ontology annotation, molecular function: DNA binding. Gene Ontology annotation, biological process: DNA-templated DNA replication; error-prone translesion synthesis.